This is a messenger RNA of Paramecium pentaurelia, 261 nucleotides long. Lineage: Eukaryota; Ciliophora; Oligohymenophorea; Peniculida; Parameciidae. The record is from the annotation of a GenBank genome assembly.
AUGAGAUAAAAAGGGCUAAAUAAAUUAGAAUAUCAUGGAGAAUUAGUAAAUGAUGAAAUGCAUGAAAAGGGUAAAUAUAAAUGGGCUGAUGGAAAUUAUUAUUAUGGAGAUUGGGUGGAGACUUUGAUUUGGGGAAAAUAGAUUUUACUAGUGGACAAAUAUAAUAUGGUAAAUGGCAAUUUGAUAAAUUUCAAUAAUCAAAAUUUUUAAUAAUAAUAAAGCAAUCAUCUUAUUUUCAAAACUAAAAGCUGUUUUACAUGA